Linum tenue is the source of this 1493-nucleotide messenger RNA. The record is from the annotation of a GenBank genome assembly. NCBI's taxonomy places the organism in Eukaryota, Viridiplantae, Streptophyta, Magnoliopsida, Malpighiales, Linaceae.
GGUUUCCCCCAUUUCUUCUCCUCUCUCUCAAGGAUGGCUGACAAGAGCAUACUUCCGCUCCACGUCCCACCAUAUAAAUACAAACCCUUUCCCUCUCUUCAUCUCGCCACCAUCAACAAACACAACCAAAAAGCCAAUUCUCAAUCCAUUCAACUGUUUCCACAUUCAAGUACACCAAAGUUCUAUUGAAACAGAGCCAUGUCGAGCACCAAGGGUCAAGUCAUUCGCUGCAAAGCUGCGGUCGCUUGGGAGGCAGGGAAGCCAUUAGUGAUCGAAGAAGUGGAAGUCGCACCUCCACAGGAGAAUGAAGUUCGCAUCAAGAUCCUCUUCACCUCACUCUGCCACACCGAUGUCUACUUCUGGGAAGCGAAGGGCCAAACCCCAAUGUUCCCUCGAAUCUACGGCCAUGAAGCUGGAGGGAUCGUGGAGAGCGUGGGCCCCGGAGUGACGGACCUGGCUCCCGGGGACAAAGUUCUGCCGGUGUUCACCGGGGAAUGCAGAGAGUGCCGUCACUGCAAGUCCGAAGAGAGCAAUAUGUGCGAUCUUCUCAGGAUCAACACCGACCGCGGAGUGAUGCUCGCCGACGGCAAGUCCAGGUUCACCAUCGACGGCAAUCCGAUUUACCAUUUCUUGGGGACCUCUACCUUCAGCGAGUACACCGUCUGCCACGUUGGCAGCGUCGCGAAGAUCAACCCCGACGCGCCUCUCGACAAAGUCUGCGUCCUCAGCUGCGGUAUCUCUACAGGUCUUGGAGCGACUUUGAACGUUGCAAAGCCAAAGAAGGGACAGUCAGUUGCCAUCUUUGGGUUAGGAGCAGUGGGCCUUGCUGCUGCUGAAGGUGCAAGGCUUUCUGGAGCUUCCAAGAUUAUCGGGGUAGAUUUGAACACCAGCAGAUUCGAGCAAGCCAAGAACUUCGGUUGCACAGACUUUGUGAACCCGAAGGACCACGACAAGCCGGUUCAACAAGUGAUCGCUGAGAUGACCGGCGGAGGAGUCGAUCGCAGCGUGGAAUGCACAGGAAGCGUGCAGGCCAUGAUCUCCGCAUUCGAAUGCGUUCACGAUGGAUGGGGAGUUGCUGUGCUAGUGGGCGUCCCGAACAAGGACGACGCCUUCAAAACCCACCCGGUGAACUUCCUGAACGAGAGGACGCUGAAGGGGACCUUCUUCGGCAACUACAAGCCUCGGACCGACCUUCCUUCCGUUGUCGAGAAGUACAUGAACAAGGAGCUGGAAGUGGAGAAGUUCAUUACUCACUCGGUGCCCUUCUCCGAGAUCAACAAGGCGUUCGAGAUCAUGCUGAGGGGAGAAGGGCUGAGGUGUAUCAUUCGCAUGGAGGACUAGACAGGGACGAAGAACAGAGAAACAGAGAGUCCAUUGAACAUUAAUAUGUGUUGUUAUUGUUGGAGUUCAACUGGUUGGUUUCUGGAUUUCUUUGUGUAUGUAUGGAGUGAUUCUGUCUUUUUUUUAAGUACUCUUGUUACUGUUAUGCUUAG